Messenger RNA from Phoenix dactylifera (date palm), 1274 nucleotides. NCBI's taxonomy places the organism in Eukaryota, Viridiplantae, Streptophyta, Magnoliopsida, Arecales, Arecaceae. The record is from RefSeq and is a predicted model, not a curated record.
CAAAUCAUGAAUCAAUUGGGUUCAAUCUAUACUAAACACAUAUCCGGACGUAGACUUUCUAUCUUGAACAGUUGGGUGAAAGAAAAGAGAUUGGAUCAGCUAGAAUUUGCUCGGCAGAAACAGAUAUAUUGCUAUUUCACAGCUGCUGCUAUGAUAUUCUCCCCUGAAAGUUUUGAUGCUCGCAUGUCUUGGGCCAAAAAUACCAUGCUAACCGUCGCCAUCGAUGACUUUUUUGACAAUGGAGGAUCUAGAGAAGAACUAGUAAAUUUUAUAUCAUUGGUUGAGAAGUGGGAUAGAAAUCAUGAAAAACAAUUUUGCUCUGAACGAGUCCACAUUUUAUAUUCGGCUCUCUACAGUACAAUUAACGAAAUCGGAGCCAAAACAUCUGCAUUGCAAAAGCGUUGUGUGACCGACCAUAUUGUUGAGACAUGGCUUACAUUGGUGAAAGCAAUGAUGAAAGAGUCAGAGUGGGCAAGGACCAAUACAGUGCCCACAAUGGAUGAAUAUAUGGCAAAUGGGUACAUAUCAUUUGCUUUAGAACCCACGAUUUUUCCGACACUCUUUUUUGUUGGACAGGAGGUUUCAGUUGAUGCCAUUGGUGGUCCAGAGUAUCAUAAUCUAAACAAACUAGUCGGCAUCAUCGGGCGUCUCAUUAAUGACAUGCAAAGUUUUGAGAGGGAAGGCAAAGAAGGGAAGUUGAAUAGUGUGACGCUUCCUAUUGUUCAUAGUCGCGGUUCCACUUCCAAAGAAGAGGCUAUUAGGGAGAUUCAAAGCAUAAUUGACUCUAGCAGAGCAGAACUGCUGAGACUAGUGUUGCAGAAUGAGGGAAGUGUCGUUCCAAGAGCUUGCAAGGACCUAUUUUGGAAGACGAGCAGAACGCUGCACCUCUUUUAUAUGAAAAAUGAUGGAUUCACAUCACCAACGGAAAUGGUUAGUGCAGUGAAUGCAGUGAUUUAUGAACCGCUUAAAGUUGGUCACAAGUUUUCAGAGGUUAAUUGAUAAAAAGAUUUAUUUGCCUGUAUUCUAAAAUGAAAAGGUACAUGAACUUUUAUAUUGUUAUUGAUCUUCAACAAGACGUGGUGUCAUGAUAUGAAUGGUUUAUUAUGGCCUGAAGCUGGAUGAUCUGAGCUUGAAUAUUAAAUAAGCUGCAGUCCACAAGUUAUAAGUAUGCAUUACAUCUUAUACUUUUUUGAGUAUUUGUAAGGACCAUGUGGGCAUAUGUUUAGUUCCACAUCGGUUAUUCACUGAGUACAAUAAAGUGAAGUUGUACAAUA